CAGCCGCGGUCCGCUCGCGCACAGCUCCCUCCCGCCCCGCAUUCCUUGCUGGGCUCCUGGCUGUCGCCUUCUUUGCCGCCAACCCAUCCCGGACUAGGUAGGCUCAGCGCCUGGCGGUCGCCCCAGCCUCUUGGCACUUGAGACCCUGCGCUCUGGGCUUACGCCGAGACUCCGCCAUCCCCGCCGCCGCCGCCGCCGCCGCCAACACGGGUGCCACGCGCCGCCGUUUUCGCCGCGCCGCCUCCACAACCGCUGCUGCCCGCCCGCCGGCCACCAUGGCCCCACAGCAAACAGGUAGCAGGAAGAGGAAAGCGUCCGCGCUCGAGGCUGGCGCGGGGAGCUCGUCGUCCCAGGGCUUAAUGUCGGCGGGGCACGGAGAGGGGCCGCUGCUGCCCAAGAAGCAGAAGCGGCCAGCUACACUUCGAUCUCUGGUGCACUACCUAAAGGGCCGCACGGUGGGCGCGUUGGGUCGCGCCUGGCUCCCGGGCUUCGAGGGCAAGCUACGUGGCUACGCGGUGCAGAGGCUGCCCGAGCUGCUGACUGAGCGCUUGCUGGCCCUGGGCACCCUCAACAAGGUUUUCGCUUCUCAGUGGCUGAACGCCACGCAGGUGGUGUGUGGCACCAAGUGUAACACACUCUUUGUGGUAGACGUGCAGUCGGGCCAAAUCAAUCGCAUCCCCCUGAUGCGGGACCGAAUGCCCGCCCUGGCGCGUGAUCAGCCUACCUGCGGUAUUCAUGCCAUUGAACUAAAUCCCUCCAAGACGCUUCUGGCCACCGGGGGCGAAAAUCCCAACAGCCUUGCUGUCUACCAGCUGCCCACCUUGGACCCCGUUUGCCUGGGUGACCGCCACGGGCACAGGGACUGGAUCUUCGCCAUCGCCUGGAUGAGUGACACUGUGGCCGUGAGUGGCUCCCGUGAUGGCACCAUGGCAUUGUGGCGUGUGGACCCUGACAUGUUUAUUGGCAACAUUCCCUGGCACAACGAUGCAGCACUUCCCUUGUACACCCACAUCCGCCCAAAGGACGUAGAGGCCAUCCCCAGGGCCAGCAGCAAUCCCAGUAACCGCAAAGUGCGGGCCCUGGCCUUCAGCGGCAAGAACCAGGAGCUGGGAGCAGUGUCCCUGGAUGGCUACUUCCACCUGUGGAAAGCGCGGAGCACCCUAUCCAGGCUGCUGUCCAUCAGGCUGCCUUACUGCCGAGAGAACGUGUGCCUGACCUACUGCGAUGAAUUGUCCCUGUAUGCGGUGGGCUCCCAGUCUCAUGUAUCUUUCCUGGAUCCCCGCCACCGCCAGCAAAACAUCCGGCCAUUGUGCUCCAGAGAGGGCGGCACAGGUGUGCGCUCCUUGAGCUUCUACCAGCACAUAGUCACUGUGGGCACAGGCCAUGGCUCCCUGCUCUUCUAUGACAUUCGUGCCCAGAAGUUCCUGGAAGAAAGGUCCUCAGCCAGCUCGGACUCCUUUCUGGGACCCACAGGGAGGAAGCUCAAACUCACCUGUGGCAGAGGUUGGCUCAACCACGAUGAACUCUGGGUGAAUUACUUUGGUGGGGUGGAGGAGUUCCCCAAUGCACUCUACACUCACUGCUACAACUGGCCUGAGAUGAAGCUCUUUGUGGCUGGGGGACCUCUCCCUUCGGGCCUCCAUGGGCACUAUGCAGGCCUCUGGAGUUAAGAAUGAUCAACUUGUCCUCAAAAUGGGCAUAUGCACAUUUGAGCUCUGUUUAACUUUCUUCACUUUGUGUUUGUCCUUGUAACUCUGCCCUUUGUCUUCCAGGUGGAACUGACUCAACUUACCUGUGCUUGGUGCAUUAGGCAGAGAAAAAGAGCACAAAAUUGGUGGUUUUUGCAAUCACAAUUUGGCUUGAAGACUUUGCUGCACCUUCCCCAAAGCACUACAUUUUUUCUUUCUCAUACAAAGAAUUGUAGGUUAAACUUUAUUGUGUUCUCUCUUUGAGUGAUUCACAUAUUUUUCUUCAGGCUAAUGUCAUUGUUCUCACUACUAUUUGGUACUUUAGUUUUACCAAUAUUUCAAUAAUAUAUUGAGACCUUUACAAAUUUCAGAUGUAUAGUAUUUGGGGUAAAUAUGGGCUAAAACUGUGUCUUUGGGGCUGGCCUAAGGAGCUACACAUUAUAGACUUACUCCAAUUGGAAAAUGCAGUUCAAGUUCUAGAUUGCCCCCAUUGUGAGCAUAUUUCAUUGGAAUGUUGUUAACUCAGUAUUUGUUGAUUUUAUUUCAUUGACACCUAUAAAGUUUUUUAAAAUAUAUUAUCUUAGUUAAGGAAUAUUACAGUACUGUUCAGAAUUAAUCAAAAAUUUUGAGUACUCAUGAAAAGUUGAGCAUCACUACCCCAGACCCUCAGACUUCAUUAAAAGCUGCUGCAUUUCUGCUUACUUUCCUGGGUAGCAUUUAUAUUACGGUUUUUCAGAGCUGCUCAAAACUGGCUUAUAUGUGACAGGACAAUCAACAUUUCAGAAAGUAAACCCUUCUGUAGUAUUCAGGUAACACCAUCCAAGUAGCCAUUUACAGUGAAAAACCAGCAGAUGUUCUCAGAGUAGGUGUUUACAUUUUUGUGUUAAAUACAUGGAUGAUUCUUUUAUCU
Molecule: messenger RNA, 2598 nt
Organism: Sciurus carolinensis (gray squirrel)
Lineage: Eukaryota; Metazoa; Chordata; Mammalia; Rodentia; Sciuridae
Gene: Dcaf12l2
Product: DDB1 and CUL4 associated factor 12 like 2
Exons: 1
Coding region: 276-1670 (464 amino acids)
Cellular component (GO): Cul4-RING E3 ubiquitin ligase complex
Molecular function (GO): protein binding
Source: RefSeq, a predicted model, not a curated record